Triplophysa dalaica is the source of this 1546-nucleotide messenger RNA. RefSeq lists its product as uncharacterized. Gene Ontology annotation, cellular component: cytoplasm; mitochondrion. Lineage: Eukaryota; Metazoa; Chordata; Actinopteri; Cypriniformes; Nemacheilidae. The record is from RefSeq and is a predicted model, not a curated record. Gene Ontology annotation, molecular function: hydrolase activity. The transcript is spliced from 7 exons. The coding region runs from base 202 to 1404 and encodes 400 amino acids.
CCUUGAGGACAGAAACAUUAAGGUUGUUAUAGGGGGGUAAAGCUUGAAGUCUAUUUUCUUUUCUUUUGAGAUAUUACAAGAAUCGUCGCUUCAAACAUCAUCCUAAGAACUAGGUGGCGUAAUGUUCACAUUAAUCUCGUUUGGCAACCGCCGAAGAAGAAGAGAAGCGGCAUUAACUCGAUUACUCACAACACUGGCAAGAUGGUUCAACCUGGAGCUAAGAAACUUCAUGUAACCACUUGGAAGGAGGGAAGUUUGCCUGGACCUAUAGCACUGGGUGAAAAUAAAUACAAAUGCAGGUUCUGUAAGAGGACUGGAGGGUACCCUGCUCUGGUCGCACAUGUACAGACCCACGAGAAAACUGCUGUUAAACAUAAAGGAAAUAAAAUGUAUAAAUGUCACCUGAAGUGUAGAGAAAAUGGACACUAUCACUGCUGCUAUUGUUGUCACAUUUUAUCUCGAAAAGACAUACUUAUUAACCAUCUUCAGAAGUGUGCAUCAGCUCCCGUCUACAUUCCUUCUACACCAUCUACAGUGUUCAGAGGAUGUUCAGAAACCUGCGCUGUCAAACCAGCUGACUUUCCAUCAUCCCACAGCAUCUCAGCGGCAUCCCCCAAGUGUGAUCCUAUUCCUGUAACAUCUUCUACAAGUGAUCCUAAACUUUUAACCAAACCAGGUCUGCCUCCAGCUUCGACCCCUCCAGUUCAGAGCACCUCUGAAUACGCCGGCAUUUCCAGCACUCCUUCACCACCGAGCCCCUCCAGAACCCUGAAGACUGAUGUUUUACAUCCCACUGUUUUAGUAUCCUCAGAUAUUCAAAACGUUGUGUCUGCCAAGCCAAUUGAAUCCUCCACUAGUAGCAAAAUAUUGAAGAAGCCCAAGCGAACAACAUGCACCUUUUGCAACAAGGUUUUAAACAAGAAAAAUCUUAAAAUCCACAUUCAAAGACGUCAUUCAUUGUCUACAGCAGAAAACAAUAUAAAUCACCAGCUUACGAGCUUGUGCACAUCAAAACGAGAUGAGGUUUGCUUGGCAGAAGAGGCUACUAAGAAAUAUGGAAAAACUGAACCCACUAUAUUUUCAAAAAUUAUUGACAAAACUAUUCCUGCAGACAUCAUUUAUGAAGACGACAAGUGUCUAGCAUUCAGAGAUAAAAGUCCUCAGGCUCCUGUGCACUUUCUGGUUAUUCCAAGAAUUCAUAUUCCAGGAAUUAGUGAGGCACACGACGAGGAUGCACCGCUCCUCGGUCAUCUCUUGAUUGUGGCCAAAAACAUUGCAAAGAAAGAAGGACUAGGUGAAGGAUACAGAGUCGUGAUUAAUGAUGGCAAAAAUGGGGCACAGUCUGUGUACCACCUUCACAUCCAUGUCCUGGGAGGACGGCAAAUGAGAUGGCCACCAGGAUAGAUGACCCUUCUGUCAAUAAAAAAGUGGAAUGAAACCGAAUAUCAAAAUGGAAACAGAAGACUGUCAAGUUAUGCUUAACAAUAAACAAUGAAUAGAUGCUGUUAAAAUAAUUGUUUUCUAAAUUAAAAGUUAUUUUACUGAA